This is a messenger RNA of [Torrubiella] hemipterigena, 1980 nucleotides long. Lineage: Eukaryota; Fungi; Ascomycota; Sordariomycetes; Hypocreales; Clavicipitaceae. The record is from the annotation of a GenBank genome assembly.
CUUCCGGCUUUAGCCUUAACACGCCCCGCCAAAAAACCUUCCCCAGCAAAAACUUUUUUUCUUCUCCCCCUCCUCAAAGUCCCGCACCUCCUCCUCCUCUUCUUCUCUUCUUCUUCUUCUUUCUUCCCAUCAUCUUUUUUCUUUUCCUUUGAAUUCAUUUUCAUCAACAUCACUCAUCAAGAUGUCUCCCAUCAACGCCGAGUACGCUCUCCCCGCCUCUCACAAGGACAUGCUCGAGGUCUCCCUCCUCGAGUCUGAUCCUGAGGUCGCUGCCAUCAUGAAGGAUGAGGUUCAGCGUCAGCGCGAGUCCAUUGUUCUCAUUGCCUCCGAGAACAUCACUUCCCGUGCCGUCUUCGAUGCUCUUGGCUCCCCCAUGUCCAACAAGUACUCCGAGGGUCUCCCCGGCGCCCGCUACUACGGUGGCAACCAGCACAUUGACCAGAUCGAGCUUCUCUGCCAGAAGCGUGCCCUCGAGGCCUUCCACGUCACUGAUGACAAGUGGGGUGUCAACGUCCAGUGCUUGUCCGGCAGCCCUGCCAACCUCCAGGUCUACCAGGCCAUCAUGGCUCCCGGUGGCCGCCUCAUGGGUCUUGACCUCCCCCACGGUGGUCACUUGUCCCACGGUUACCAGAUCCCCGCCCGCAAGAUCUCUGCCGUCUCCACCUACUUCGAGACCAUGCCCUACCGCGUCGACCUCGAGACCGGCAUCAUCGACUACGACACCCUCCAGAAGAACGCUGAGCUCUUCCGUCCCAAGGUCCUCGUUGCCGGUACCUCUGCUUACUGCCGUCUGAUUGACUACAAGCGCAUGCGCGAGAUUGCCGACUCCGUCGGCGCCUACCUCAUGGUCGACAUGGCUCACAUUUCUGGUCUCAUUGCCGCCCAGGUCAUCCCCAGCCCCUUCGAGUACGCUGAUAUCGUCACCACCACCACCCACAAGUCUCUCCGUGGUCCCCGUGGUGCCAUGAUCUUCUUCCGCCGCGGUGUCCGCUCUGUCAACGCCAAGACCGGCAAGGAGACUCUCUACGAGCUUGAGGAUGCCAUCAACUUCUCCGUCUUCCCCGGCCACCAGGGUGGACCCCACAACCACACCAUCACCGCCUUGACCGUUGCCCUCAAGCAGGCCCAGAGCCCCGACUUCAAGGCCUACCAGGAGAAGGUUGUCUCCAACGCCAAGACUCUUGAGAACGUCUUCAAGCAGCUCGGCCACAAGCUCGUUGCCGACGGCACUGACUCCCACAUGGUCCUCCUCGACCUCCGCAAGCACUCUCUCGACGGCGCCCGUGUCGAGACCGUCCUCGAGCAGAUCAACAUUGCCUGCAACAAGAACGCCAUCCCCGGCGACAAGUCUGCCCUCUCCCCUGGCGGUAUCCGUAUCGGCACCCCUGCCAUGACCUCGCGUGGUUUCGGCGAGAAGGAGUUCGAGAAGGUCGCCAACUACAUUGACGAGAGCAUCAAGAUCUGCAAGGAGAUCCAGGCUUCUCUCCCCAAGGAGGCCAACAAGCUCAAGGACUUCAAGGCUGCUGCCACCAACGGCCAGAACGAGAAGAUCAACGCCCUCAAGAAGGAGAUCUCCACCUGGUCUUGCACCUUCCCUCUCCCCGUUGAGGGCUGGCGCCUCGACGCUGGCAUCUAAAUUGCUAGCGGCGAUUAGCCUCUUGCUACGGCAGAGGACGAUAUGAUAUCAAGGAAAAUGUUGCAACGAAAAUAGGCAUUUAACAUGGAACAAAAAAAGAGAAGAGAGCAAGAUGAAAUGACGGGAUAUUGGUUUUUUACUUUUACUGUUUACAAGGGAAUCGGCGAAUGUGUUCAACAACGCGUUGGGUUUUUGAUUGGCGCUCAUGAUUUAUUAUUACUAUUAUACUCAACUUACAAAAGACGGAAUGUACCCGUUCACACCAUUAUGUAUACAAGCAGCCGUCUUCAUCAGACUGGCCUAGGUAGAAUUUAAACAUUACUACCAAUAUCCUUUCUGGAGUC